AGCCCUCGGGUUGGAAAAAGAAGGAAGAGAGGUGAAAAGUGGUUUUCAUGUGAAAGCAAGCGAGUGAUUUACAGUUGAAGUAAGAAAAGGAGGUCUUCCCUUCUUAUAAAUACUUGUAUAAAAGUUUGAGUGUUCCUGUUAUUGGGGGUAGUAGUUCAAGAUCCACAUCUGAGUGUCAUUUGAACUUCCUUUUCAGAGAAUGAGAGCCUAACUCACCGACAUUUCCUCCUCUUUUAAAUCCUUUCAUUACAUUCCCGUUUCUCUACCAUAAAUUACUUUCUUCUUCAAAUUAUAAUCUUCCAUUUCCUUUUUUUUUUUGGGUUUGAAUCAAACAUCACAAACUCACUGAGUGAAAAAAAGUUUGUCUUUCUUAUUUUUUUCACUGGUUUAGCAUUGCCUUUCUUUGUCAUUAAGAAACAUUGUUCCAGAUUAGGGUUUGAAGAGGUGGAAAAAGAGAGUAUAUAAUAACAUCAUAAUACUCAACAACUAUGUUUAAGCUGUCGCCUCGUAGUAGGGGGCCAAGAUCUAACAAGGGUUUCAAGGUAAAGCAUGCGUUGCAAUUGAUUCUGUUGUUGGGCGUUGGAAUCUGGCUAGUAUACCAAAUCCAGCGCUCGUACAACAAAGACAAGACGUAUGGAGAGGGAACGAAGGUCUCGGAGAAGUUAGAAGAUGGGAUUGAUAAAAUUAGGUUGGGAAGGAAGGAUCUUCCUGAGCUGGAGGAGACAUCAAACUCGGAUGAGAAGAAUGAUGCGGAAGAGGAUGAGGAGAAGAAAAUCGAAAGUGAGGAUGUAAAGCCAGGUGAAAAUGAGGAUAGAGGAGAACAAAUGGAUGAGAAACCCGAAGAGGGAGCUAAGGAUGAGAGCACGGAGAAGCAAAACGAGGACCGCAUAGAAGAAAGAGAAGUGAGUAAAGAAGGAGAGGAUGAAGGUAGGGAAAGUGAGAAGGAGAUUGAAGAGGCGAAGGAUGAAGAGAGGGAGCAAGAACAGAGUAAGGACAAGGAAAACGACGUAAAUGAAAACAAAAGUGAAGAGGAGCAGCUAGAAGAGAAGAAGGAAAAUGAAGCUAAGGAAGAGAACAAGGAGAAUGAAAAUGAAGGUAUGGAAAAUGAAGAGAACAAAGCUGAUAAGAAGGAGAAAGAGGAAAGCAAAGAAAAUGAAAAUGGUAUCCAGAAGACUGAUGAGAGUGAAACGAAUGAGAAUAAGGAAGAGAGCAAAGUGAGUGGAAAUGAAGAAGGGAAGGAGAUUGCUGGAUCUCAGGUGGAGCAGAGCAAAGAGAAUGAAGAAGCUAAAGAGGAAAACAAAGAAAAUGAAGCUGCGCAGAAUGAAGAAGCUAAAGAGGAAAAGAAAGAGAAUGAAGCUGCACAGAAUGAAGAAGCUAAAGAGGAAAACAAAGAGAAUGAAGCUGCGCAGAAUGAAGGCCAAGAAAAGGAAAAAGAAGGCAGGAGGAAUGAAGAAACCGAAGCAGAAGAUAAGGAUGCUAAGAUUGAAAAUUUGGGUUCAUCAGGUGAUCAGGUUCAAGAUGGAGUCAAGGAUGACAGAGCUGCAACUGAGGAACAGAACAAGGAAAAUAGUUCGUCAACCUCAGAGCUGAAUGCAUCUGAACAGAAAGAUAGUAAUGAAGAAGUGUUAGAAAAUAAGAAAGAGAAUGAUGCAACAAAAACUGAGACUACUGAAAAGCAGGACUCUUCACAAAAUGCGGGUGAUCACCCCACUGAAACUGCAGAGUCUAGUGAAGACAAGCAAUCAAACAGCACUACAUUCAGUGAUGAAACAUUUGCCUCACAGAAUCAAAAUGAUGCCGCAGAUAAUGCAAGCUCUAAAGAGGAUAAUUCCAAUGUGCAGGAAGUUGUAUCUGAGAAGCCUGAGAAAAUUGAAACAGGUUCAAGUGACAAUCAAUCGGAUGCAAAAUCUGAUCCUGGCUCGAAGAGCGAGGACACAAAUAAUGUUGAAGGUGGAGGUUCUUCAGCAGAAGGUAACACAGCUUAUGCGGAUACAUCUGGUCAUGAGGGUGCAAAUGGCGAGAAUCCAGAGAGAACUACCUCAGGAAAUUCUCCUGGAACAAAUGAAACAACUGAAUAUAACAACCAAGAUCAAGUUCAGUCUUCCCGUGAUUCAAACUCCCAGAAGAAGAAAGAGGAAGAAUCAAAAGUAGAUGACAGCCAAAAUGCAGAGAAACGUGAACAAGUUGACUCUGCCAACAAUUCAGAUUCCAAGCAGCAGCAGCAGCAGCAACCACAACAAGAACAAGAGCAGCAGCAACAGCAACAGCAACAACAAGAAGAGCAGCAACAACAACAACAAGAGCAGCAACAACAACAACAAGAGCAGCAGCAACAGCAACAACAACAACAACAACAACAACAACAACAACAACAACAAGAGCAGCAGCAGCAACAACAACAACAAGAGCAGCAGCAACAAGAAGAGCGACAGCAGCAGCAAGAGGAAUCAUCAAACUCUAAUGAAAACUCAAAUACGGAGCAGCAUGUGCAAGUUGAAUCUUUAAACAGCUCAGAGUCAGAAGGCCAGAAAGAGGACACAACAAAUGUUGAGCAACAUCAUGAAGCCGAGACUUCAGUCACUCAAGAUGUCAAAGAUCGAACUGAUUUAGAAACUUUACCAGAUAGUGAUAAUGAAGGGAGCAACAAUAGAGAUGCGAUUGCAAAGUGAUGAUUCUGAUUAGGCGUUUGCAGUUUCAUGUUUACCCCCACUUGAAAGAUGAGUUGCUUUUAUUUUUCCUUUUCUUGAGAAAGUGAGGGCUGGUUAGUUUGGUACCAUAGCAGUGAGGAAAUCAAUGGCAAAAGUAAAACUAUGGAGAUAUGUAGAAUAGCACAAUUAUAUAAAUUACUAAUUUUCACUUGUUUGGUUUUUAUGAGGAAAAUUAUUGAUGAUAAGAAUUUCCGUA
Molecule: messenger RNA, 2904 nt
Organism: Beta vulgaris subsp. vulgaris (sugar beet)
Lineage: Eukaryota; Viridiplantae; Streptophyta; Magnoliopsida; Caryophyllales; Amaranthaceae
Product: spore wall protein 2
Exons: 2
Coding region: 489-2669 (726 amino acids)
Source: RefSeq, a predicted model, not a curated record